UUUCCCCAUUAUUAUUAUUAUUAUUAUUCUCCGUUAAUCUUUGGGCACAUUACAGCUUCAACUGCUAGAACUGGUAAAGUCCUAGGUCUAUACGAAGCUAUGGAUGUGGAAUUGGUUACAGAAGGAACAUCGGAUGAUGAAGGCUAUAGAAUUGAUGAAAAUAAUGAGGAAUAUAUGAAUUUUGACGGUGAAAGAUGUGGUAUUUGUAUGGAUAUUGUCAUUGACAGAGGAGUUCUUGAUUGUUGUCAGCACUGGUUCUGUUUUACAUGCAUUGACAACUGGGCUACAAUCACAAAUCUAUGCCCGCUUUGCCAGAAUGAAUUUCAAUUGAUCACAUGUGUGCCUGUAUAUGAUACUAUUGGUAGCAACAAGACUGAUGAGGAUUCAUAUUCCAGGGAUGAUGAUUGGUGCAUUGAAGGAAAGAAUAACACUCUUUCUUUUCCAUCAUAUUAUAUUGAUGAAAAUGCAGUUGUCUGUUUGGAUGGUGAUGGCUGCAAAAUUCGAAGUAGAUCUGCAGCAAUGGAAGCAGAUUCAAACCUUGACACAUCAAUUGCUUGUGAUUCAUGUGAUAUAUGGUACCACGCCUUCUGUGUUGGAUUUGAUCCCGAAGGUGCAUGUGAGAAUUCAUGGCUCUGCCCAAGGUGUCUAGUUGAUCAACAGCCUAAAAAAUUAGAUGGUGUUCUAGUACCCAGGUUAGGCAACCAGCAUGAGCCAGAAAAUGCAAGAAGUGGGGGCUCCGGUGAAGCAGCUUUUUCUGGAAAGGUGUCAGUAUCUGUUGCUGAUGCUGGUGAGACAGCUGUUGUUGUCUCUGUUGUUGAGGGAAGCCGAAGGGCUGAAGAACCAGGUGGAGAACAUUCAACAUUGGACUUCACAACCGACACAAAAGCUGAUGCUUCCUUGUCAAGUAAUGUUGCAUUUGCUCCUCAAUGUGGAGACCUAUCCAGUGAAAGGCUUGGCUUUGUACCAAAGUCUGAGUCAGAGGAACUAAAACUCUCCUUGUCAGGGGAUAUUUGUUUCAGUUCACAAUUUCCUUCCAUUGAUUUGACUAUUAAAGCUGAUAAGGAAGAAACAGGAGAACAAAAACUUGUCAAUAGGCUUGGAAUGUCUUCAACAAAAUGUUCUUCCAUUCUUCUUGAGGAUAAAAUGGCUAAAUCUGGUUUAGACCUUCAUCUGGGUUUAUCAGUAAACUCAUCCUCAACUGUUGACAUGAUAAAUAAUACAUCCAUGGAUGAUCAAGAGCUUGGGUUGGUUUACCAGAAAAGCAGCUCAGGACAUCUCUUAUCAGCUGAUGGAAUGGUGCCUCAUGAAGAGGUGAUACUUACAGUAGGCAGGAUGAUGCCUGAUAAAGAUGAUGAUACUACUCUAGUUAGUGGUGAAAAGAGAAAGCACAAAGAUACUGGAAGUCUGGAUGAUGGAGAAUGCAAGGCUGAAAUUGAUGCUAAUGCUCCUCUCAAGAAAGUCAAAGUUGAGGCUAUUGAGGGAACUAAGUUGACUCCUUUGAAAGACCCUGUUCCAUAUGAUUCUAGACAGUUUUCAAGUACAACAAAUAUUGAGAAUAGUGAACCAACUUGUGCGUCAGAAAAGAAAAAUGUUAGUGAUGUUAUAAUGGAUAUAGUUCAGGAGACAGGUCGUAGACGUCCAAAGCAGUUAGCACAUGCCAAUUCUAGUAACAUAUCAUCUAGAGAAAGGGAAAAAUCAGAAAAUGCAGCGGGUUUGAGAGUGAAAAAGAUCAUGAGGAGAACUGAUGAGGAUGCAGAUUCGUCCGUACUGGUUCAGAAGCUGAGAAAAGAAAUCAGGGAAGCUGUUCGGAAUAAAUCCUCUAAAGAAAUUGGAGAAAGUCUUUUUGAUCCAAAACUCCUGGCUGCUUUUAGGGCUGCUGUGUCAGGAUCGGUGACUGAAACUAAGAAGCCUCCUCUAGAUUUGAAGGCAAAGAAGGCAUUAUUGCAGAAGGGGAAGGUACGUGAAAAUUUAACCAAGAAAAUAUAUGGGAUGGGGGGAAGACGAAGACGUGCAUGGACUCGAGAUUGUGAAGUUGAGUUUUGGAAACAUCGCUGCUCAAACAUAUCAAGGCCUGAAAAAAUUCAAACCUUAAAAUCUGUUCUUGACGUCCUGCAAAAUGAUACUGUUAACAAGGAAAUCAAGCAUCGUAAAGAAGGCGAGGCAAGUUCGAUUCUUUCAAGAUUGUAUUUAGCGGAUACUUCUAUUUUCCCAAGGAAGCAUAACAUCAGGCCUGUCUCAGCCUCCAAAGGUGAUGCAGUUGAAAAAAAUCAGGAGCAGAAUACUCCUGAAAAACUUGAAGUCAAUCCAAUGAAACACGAGGUUUCAAAGAAACCAGUUGUUUCUGUAAUUUCAGACAGCAAUGGGACCAAGAAGGGUGCCUCAGGCGUUAAGGCUGAAGCUGCUUCAACUAAAUCGUGUCCAAACAAUCGCACAGAGAGGCCAUCCACCUCCAAAUUAGGUGGCUCAAAGGUAGCUUCUGAGCAGGAAAUCACUAGUGCAACUGGUAGCAUGAAGACUGAUAAGAGGAAAUGGGCUUUAGAAGUUCUUGCUAGAAAAACAGCUGUAACACCUACUACUGGGGUGCAAGAAAAGGAAGAGGACAGUGUCAUGCUUAAAGGAAAUUUCCCUUUAUUAGCUCAGCUACCGAAAGAUAUGCGACCAAGUUUGGCACCCAUUCGCCACAAUAAAAUCCCUAUAGCAGUCAGGCAGGCUCAACUUUACCGCCUUUUGGAGCACUUUUUGAGGAAAGCAAAUCUAUCCAUUAUACGCAGAACUGCAGAAACGGAGUUGGCAGUUGCUGAUGCUAUUAAUAUUGAAAAGGAGGUUGCUGAUAAGUCAAACAGCAAGCUGGUUUACGUAAAUUUGUGUUCACAGGAGUUAUCACGUAGAUCUGAUAAUAUGAACUUGGGUAGAGAUGCAGAAACAAGUCCUCCGACUUCAGGAGUUUCUAGUGAUGGAGAAAAAGUAACCAAUGAUUCCAAUCUUGAGGUUAACGAAGCACUGAAAACUGCUGGGCUUUUGUCUGAUACACCUCCAAAUAGUCCAUCUAAACCAGUGGAGGAAAUUAAGGAGGAUGCUGGCUUCUUGAAUAAGAGCGAAUCUGAUGGCCCAGACAAUGUAUUCGAAAUGGAUUCUCAACCAGAACUUGAUAUUUAUGGUGAUUUUGAUUAUGAUUUGGAAGAUGAUUACUUUGUUGGUGCAAGUGCUCUAAAGAUUUCUAAGCUACAGCAAGAGGUGUCAAAAAUGAAAGUUCUUUUUUCCACUCUUAACCCCGAUGCAUCAAAUGGCUCCCAAGAUAUAUGUGAUCAUGAAGGAUCAGCUGGUGUUGGACCUACAAUGGCUUCCUCUGGUCAUGAAUUCCCUACAGAUGCUGGGAAUUCAACUGUCGAUGGUAGGGCAAAUGAUAACCAACCACAGAACACCAGAGUUGAUGAAGUAUAUGGGGAGCUUUCUCUUGCUGAAUGUGAGGAAUUGUAUGGCCCGGACAAAGAACCACUGAUUGAAAAGUAUCCAGAGACAGCACUAGUCAAACCAUGCGAACUGGUAGCCGGUAAAGAGAUUGUGAUGGAAAAUGGAUGUCAUGGAUCCAGUGAAAUGGCAAAGACAUCUGAAUCCAAGAGUGGGAAUUUAGCAGUUAGCGAAGCUCACCAGGGCAGUGUCGGAUCAGUAAAUUCACCUAGUCAUUCCCAAAAUACUGAAAAGGUGCAAAGGAAGGAAAAGAUGUCUACUGUGGACUCCAACAAGCUAUCAGACAGCCGUAAUUUUGUAUCAAAGAAGGUUGAAGCAUAUAUCAAAGAGCAUAUCCGGCCAUUGUGCAAGAGCGGUGUUAUCACUGUUGAACAAUACAGAUGGGCUGUAGGAAAAACAACUGAGAAAGUUAUGAAAUAUCACUCAAAAGAACAAAAUGCAAAUUUUCUCAUCAAGGAAGGGGAGAAAGUGAAGAAACUCGCUGAGCAGUAUGUUGAAGCUGCCCAGCAAACAGCAAAAGCGCAGUAGGCAGCCAUCAGACUGUUUGCUGGUCCACCAAUUUUGUAUGGUCAUGUAAAGAGGCUUCUUAAUAUGCUGAGCCAACGGACAUUCAAGAUACGGCAAUUGUAGAUAUGCAAUUCGAUAUUCAUGAAUCCUUUUACCACUGAACUAUGGAAUUUAACGGUGGUCAACCUUAAUUCUGGCUUAGCUCCGGAACAGACGCAUAAAUGAUCUCCCAAUUAGUCUUGCUAA
Messenger RNA from Coffea eugenioides, 4221 nucleotides. RefSeq lists its product as uncharacterized. Bases 100 to 3996 code for a protein of 1298 amino acids. The transcript is spliced from 15 exons. The record is from RefSeq and is a predicted model, not a curated record. Gene Ontology annotation, molecular function: ubiquitin protein ligase activity. NCBI's taxonomy places the organism in Eukaryota, Viridiplantae, Streptophyta, Magnoliopsida, Gentianales, Rubiaceae. Gene Ontology annotation, biological process: protein ubiquitination.